Molecule: messenger RNA, 1247 nt
Organism: Pungitius pungitius (ninespine stickleback)
Lineage: Eukaryota; Metazoa; Chordata; Actinopteri; Perciformes; Gasterosteidae
Product: claudin-10-like
Exons: 5
Coding region: 296-1048 (250 amino acids)
Biological process (GO): cell adhesion; bicellular tight junction assembly
Cellular component (GO): bicellular tight junction; plasma membrane
Molecular function (GO): structural molecule activity
Source: RefSeq, a predicted model, not a curated record
ACAAAUACAGUUGGUGAUUCGGUAGAACCCAGUCAAUUUUUUUUGAUGUCAGUAAAUAAGAAAGGGUAUAGGACAAACUGUGAAUCAGUGAGGAUCUCAAAGAUGCUUACGAGGCAAAACCGCAUCAGAGAUAAGAUGACACAACAACACCGCCGGUCUGACAACUUCACAUCAGCAAUGACGGAGCGGGAGAGCUCGGUCCGGAUUCCCAGGGUGAGAAGCUGUCCCGACUCAGACGUUGCUGCUUUUUAUUCAACACAUCUGGAUAUAUAGUCCCACUGGCCGAGCACUCACCAUGAACUACCGGGAGGUGGUGAUGUACAUGGAGAUCGGCGGCUUCGUGUCCUGUCUGUGCGGCUGGGUCCUGGUGUGCUCCACCCUCCCCACCGAGUACUGGACCUUCUCCGAGGUGGGCAGCAUCGUGCUGACCACCGCCAACUACUACUCCAACUUGUGGAGGGACUGCGUCUCGGACACCACGGGGGUGUCGGACUGCAAGGAUUACCCGUCCAUGCUGGCCUUGCCUGCGUUCCUACACGGCUGCCGAGCGCUCGCCGUCUGCAGCGUCAUCACCGGUUUCUUUGGAGCCGUCCUCACACUCGUCGGGAUGAAAUGCACCAAAAUCGGCGGAUCGGAGAUCGCCAACGCCAGGGUGACCUUUGCGGGGGGAGUGACCUACCUGGUUUCGGGGCUCUGUGGUAUGGUCACCUACUCGUGGUGGGCCAACAAAGUCAUAUCAGAGUUCUUGGACGUAAAUUUCAAGGAACAGAAAUUUGAACUCGGGGCUGCCGUUUUCAUUGGCUGGGGAGGCUCGGUCCUUCUCCUCUCCGGAGGGACAGUGCUGACUUACUUCUCUGCAAAAGAAGGCCUUCCAAAAAUCUCUGGAGCGAGGCCACAGAGGCCGGCCACUUACGCCACCGCCCGGACCGCACGCACCUACAGGCGGCCCGACUCGUCGUCCAGAGUGACUUGGGGGCCGCCGCUGUUUUACGAAGACGGGAGGAGCCGAGAGGCAAUGAAGACGUUCAACAUGGACAGCUUCGUCUGAGCAGGCGGAGAGGGGAACACGGCGUGGGAGUGAGAACAUGACUAAAAUGGAGGAAAAGGGGAAUUAAGGGAAUGUUUGACAUUUUGGGAAAUACAUUGAUUUGCUUUCUUGCUCUGAACUAGAUGAUCUAUACCUCUGAACAGCAAGAGCCAGUAUUCUGUUAAAUUAGCACAGCAUAAAGACAGGACUUUAUUGCAUC